AUGAUCAUUACGAAGGCCUCUUCUAUUGUCCUUGAAGAUCCCGAUUUUGCCGGUAUCAAUCAUGAAGCACAGCGCGAGCUGAUGGCCUAUAGUGAGGGAAGGUCAGAGGGUUGCCCUUCAAGAGAAGAUGUCCCUAAACAAGAUACUCGAGAGACAUGGGGCCACUAUCCAAAGAAGAUGGAUGAAAAACCCCGUCAACAGAGGCUUCAAAUUCUCCUCAAAUAUUGGCCUGAUAUGCCUGUUAGCCAUCGUCCUGAUUUCGCGGCUUUCCGGCAAGAGCAUGCAGUAGAUCGACACGCACAUGGAUCCAAGCUGAAAGACCAUUUCAUGUGGCCUACUGUCAACCAGGAAGACCUGUCGGGGCCCAAACUCAUUCUCUUGCUGCUGAAUGCCAGGGGAAGACUUGCUCCUCCUGCCUUUGCUGCAGUUGAUUACGAGGGGCUGUGGUUUGGCAAAGCGACGAGAGGUCUCCAUCCUGAAUUUCUUCAUUACCAUACCAUGAUCAUGCAUGGUGCUACAAACGCUGAGGAAUACGGAAAGCUCAUUCACUGGGAGUCUCACCCAGAUGCCGAAGAAUGGGUGAGAACACGAAGGCAGCUUCUCCCUGGAGACGCCCUCUUGGUUCUCGAAGUUCAGGAACGUCUCAUGAAAUUUCUUGUUGACUGCUGCCACCAAAUUCUUCACGAGAUUCCCCCAGACAUCAUGAUCAGCGACGAAUACCCCAUCCAACCCGAGCCAACAUUGAAGACGGACAGUGACGCCUCUGGGUUUGCCUCCCUGGCUGUAAUCACUGCCGAGGCUCCCUACAAGCGACCAGCAGGCCUCGAUCUUUGGAAUUUGCUUGAUGUCCUUGAGGCUAGGAUGUUAGCUGCACAAGAUCACAUUUGGUCCUUACGAGAGGACCCUGCCUACUUUUCUGAGCAAUUCCGCGAGUACCUAGACCAUCGCGAAGAGAUGCUUCCAGACACCAAUGGUAAACCGCAUCCUGUCACUCAACCCCACCGAAUCAAUACCCUCUGGUCCCGAGUGCUUCUCAAUAUGGUUGUGCACGCCUAUUCGAACCUACAUUUCUUUGCAAUUUUGUAUGCUAAAGUCCUGAAUUGCAUCGAGUCUGAGGAAUCCUCUCACAACGAUAUCGAUCCUGCGAAGGAUUUGCCCGAGACGUAUUUUCACACUUUGACGUUAUUCAAGUUCUGUCUGGACCAAGCAGUCACGGUUUCUUUAGACCAACUGGAGCACUCUGAAUUCGCCUCACCUCCCAUGCGGAAGUUCUUCGCUCGCAUGCCACCUCCAGAUCCUUAUACCUCAGAUAUGAAUGUGAUCCCCCGUGCGGGGGUCAAGAUUACUGGAGUCGAUAAAGAGGUCUUAUUCCUCAUUCAAACGUUGUGGAAGGAUGACAUGGGGCUUUUUGUAGCACGCUUGCCGCUCGUCGUUGAUGAACUGGAGCGGUUGAUGCAGGCAGAUUCCAAAGCAGAUGCACUCAUAUCGGCUCAUGUCGCCAAGAUACUUGGUGAUAUUGCUAUUGUAGCACAGUGUCUUAAACAGCUGGAGUUGUACCAGCCAUGGGCCGCUCAAUUCGACGAGUCUAUCCAAUCUAACAUUGAAAUACACCGGGAGUCUUGGAGUAAGAUAGGGACCGAUUUCGGGCAAUUGCACGAUGCCUUCCUGAGGAAAGAGUUUGAUGAAGCAGCUAGGCUCGCAGAGCCGUCGGGUGGGAAAUUUACCUAUCCGUAUAGCAAACGCCGUACCAAAGAGACGGUAGAUACCAUGCGCCGAGCUGAAGCCAACCUGGAUAUAGUCUGGGCCAAGAUCGACCAAAUCACUCAAAAGAACGUGACAGGGUUUGAGAACACUAUGGUUUACGCACUGCUUUCCGGAUCGCGGACCCUGCGAAGGACGCCUGAGUGGGUUGAGCCUAUCAAGAGUGACUCGAAGGCCGAGUCUAUUACGAAUCGAGAUCUAUGGGAACUCAACAAACCUCUUUCGAAACUGUUUCUAGGCGAGCCUACGCAAGAACCUAAGAAGUUCAAACCAGAAGUCAAGUCAAAGACCAAGGUUAAGACCAAACGUGAUCCUAAAGCGCUUGCCACUCCCGAAGAGGCGACCCCGCCGGCAGUUGAAGCAGAACCAGCGACUGAAGCCACGCAGCCCACAUUUGCUGUUGAUGCCAAAGCGCUCAAGGUGUUCCGUACUCUGUUCUUCGAUCCCGAAGUAACAUCGACUCCCGGCUUGAUCCCGUGGAACGACUUCCUCUAUGCCAUGGCGGCGACUGGCUUCAAGAUUGAGAAGCUGUAUGGCUCGGUCUGGCAAUUUACUCCGACUCAGCUGGACGUUGAACGCGGUAUCCAUUUCCAUGAACCGCACCCCAUGGGUAAGAUUCCUUUUGAGACGGCUAGACGACAUGGACGGCGAUUGACGAGGGCUUAUGGUUGGCAUGGGGGUAUGUUUGUACUGAAGGAAAAGUCUUGA
Molecule: messenger RNA, 2469 nt
Organism: Fusarium subglutinans
Lineage: Eukaryota; Fungi; Ascomycota; Sordariomycetes; Hypocreales; Nectriaceae
Exons: 2
Coding region: 1-2469 (822 amino acids)
Source: RefSeq, a predicted model, not a curated record